AUGCCCGACGACGCUAACCCACCUCCAACCACUUCUUCGCCAACCACUGCGCGCUCAAAACCCCGAGGGACUACUGCCGGCGUCGUUCGCGGUCGCACGUCACCAACACCAGGUGCAUCCGGCGAGCAGCCGAACGACGGGCGACCUCCAACCAAACGCACUUCCGCAAUGUGCUAUCAAGAUGCUCGAGGUCAUGAACCCAGCGAUCCUCUUGCCCGCGGAGAUGAUCAUCACUACACCCGCAUCGAUCCUGCCCAAGAGAUCGCCCGCGUUCGUCAUUCAAUAUCCCUCCUGGAGGCAUAUGUCUUCCCCAACCAGCGACCAACUGCCAGUCAGAGACGCGCCAGUGACGCAGCCGCAUUACUUGUGCCUAAGAAGGAGACUGUUGAUCCAGAGGUCGGAGAAAAGGCUGCCGCUGCACCUGGCAUGCUUGGGAGCCAGGUCCAAGGUGGACUAUACGCCGGCCCUACCAGUGCCGCCACACAUCUGUUAAUGAACGAAGGACGCGAAUCAGACGAUUCUGACAGCAGACAACAAAGUCAAGACCGCGUUAAUGAUGAUUUCGCUUCUAUGACUCAGGAGUAUGAUCGUGAUCUGCUCACCCUUCUCCCAUCUCUUGAAGUCAUCGACGGCCUCAUCAAGUGUUACUUCGAAUACUGCAACUGGAUAUACCGACAUGUCAAUCAACCCUCUUUCAUGCAGCAGUGGGAGAGGUACAAGUCAGGUGCUAAAGCCGACCGCAUCGUUCUCGCCACCGCCUGUGCCAUGAUGUCGAUCGCGACCCACUACCUGCCAGCCCAGCACCAUUUGCUCGAAACCUUCCAAGAGACGCACGAAGAGAUCGGCCAAAAGUUUUUCGAGGUUUCGUCAACGUCCCUUCAGCGGCGGAAUGCGGAGUCGAGAGCAUAUAGCUUGGAGCUUGUUGAGCUCCUGCUGAUCCGUACACAUUUCUUAACGCUGUCAAAGACCGACAGCGAGGAAAUAUGGCACGUGCGAGGAGACCUCAUAACUAUUGGGACCGCGAUGGGACUACACCGAGACCCAGGAAAAUGGAGGAUGCACAGGGAUGUCGCCGAGCGCCGACGAUGGGCCUGGUGGCAUAUAAUCUUGCUCGAACGGUGGGUUAUCAUUGAAAAAUAUCGUAUCCACUCAUUUACUGACAUGAACACAUUCAGUUGGCAGGCCUUCAUGUUCGGACGACCAAUAAGCAUAGCUUCUCAUCAUUUCGAUACCCAGCUUCCGUCCUAUUGCGAUCCAUCUCUGGACAAGACCGGUCGGCUGUAUCUACCUAACAUUGCCCUCUUUCGCCUUGCCUUCAUUCUGGGAGAUAUCAUGGACGAUGCAGUUUCGGUCCGGCCAGUUCCUUAUGAAAACGUGCAAGCAAACGAUCGUGCCUUGACGCAGUGGAUGGACAACCUGCCGGAGGAGCUCGACCUGGAUGAGUAUCGUGUGGCGAGAAGUCUAGCAUCGACGAACGUUGCCGUACGCAGAUUGGGUGUCCAGAGCGUUAUCAUCCGCACUUCCUAUUACCACAUCCGCUUCACCCUUCAUCGACCCUAUGCCAGCGCCAGCACGAGCUCGCCAGCCAGCAGCAAGAGCCCUGCCACGGACUCUGCGAAAUCCGCGCAGAGCCUCGAGAUCGCCGUGGGUGCCGCCGACAAGCUCAUUACCAUGGUUGGGCAGUCACGGCCGGAUUUCUUGGCCAAUUCCUCCUUGGCCGUCCCAGGACACAUGAACUGGGGCCCCUUCCACUGCUUCUCUGCGGCGAUGUUCUUCUCAUUCCAGCUUAUCGCCAACCCAGACCAAGCCGGUGCGGGUCUCUUCCGCGAGAGCAUUCGCAAGGCAAUUACGACACUCGAGCAGUCUAGGGGCAUCGCCGUCGCGGAUAAGGCGUACGACAUCCUGACGGCACUUGCACCACUAUAUUCACCCGAUUUUCCACUGGCGACGGUGGAGGCACGGGAGAAGCGCCGCGCCCAGGUGCUUGGGACGGUGCGCAAGCUUGCGUUCCCGUACCACGACUCGCACGACCCGCGGCGGUUCGGAGACUCACCCAGCGGGCGCGGGACGAUGAGCUCGCCCGCUAACUCCAGCUCGGUAAGCCCUCCGAUGACGGUGAUAUCCGCGCUGCCGCAAUACGAUUCGAUCCCAUCGCACUCCCUCUCCUCAAUGCGCACGCCUUCUAAUUUGUACCCCACACAACAGUCGCUUGCUCAACCCCACAUGCAGAACAUGUCGCCCCAGGCCCAGUCGCAGGUCGUUGGGCAUGGACAGACCCUUACAUCGACGACGAGCUACCAGUAUCCGGUGGCACCAAGUCACAUCUACCCAGACCCCACUCGAUACUCGUCCUAUGUCCAACCCGUUGACGAUAGUAUGUGGGGUGCCGCCGUUGGGUUUGGUCAAGGAGAAUGGACUCAAUUCUUGGAUGGUUUACGCCCUGACGCCCAAUCCAAUCGACAUUUGCAAGGCUCAUAG
Cyclocybe aegerita is the source of this 2478-nucleotide messenger RNA. The record is from the annotation of a GenBank genome assembly. Lineage: Eukaryota; Fungi; Basidiomycota; Agaricomycetes; Agaricales; Hemipholiotaceae.